UGCUUAGUAAUUAGUAACAACGGAUAAAAUAGCCAUUAUUUCCGUCCUGCAGUGCGCGUUGAUAGCCUAGACAUGAGCGACAUUCAUCGUGAGUUAUUCAAGAGAUGCUACCGAUUCAGUUGUUAGCUCUAACCAACCUCAACGCAGUAUCGCAUCGCCAGAACGCCGAACCUCAGCUCAGGAGUGACCAGCCACGCUGCGUUUGCAGCUUUGACCAAGCGUUCGGCCUCGGAAACAACAGUAGCGUGAGUGCGGCAGGAUUUGUGAAUACUGAUAAAGAUUUGAGUUGCUGUAACCGAAAGCUGUUUCACUUGGCCAAGAUGGAUAAAGUGUUUAUAUUUCUUCUUAUGGCAGGGCUGGGACUUACGGAUUGCUCGCCAAUACAAGGACGGGAGCGAGCCUCGGGUGGACGCCUAGAUGAAGAAGAGCUGAAAAAGUAUGACGUCUUUCCUUCGUCAUGUGGGGUUCCGAGUUUGCCAAUAACAAAGGCGUCACGUGCCUUCCCUGUGCCACGUCGGUUCCGUCGAGUGGUCGGAGGAGAUGAGGCCAAGGCGGGGCAGUUCCCCUGGCAAAUAGCACUACUUUUCAAGCGCCAGCAAUAUUGCGGCGGGGCGUUAGUCCACGAGAGAUGGGUGGUUACCGGUGCACAUUGCUUCAACCCUUAUACGUCCGAAGACCCAAGAGAUUGGAAUGUGACGUUAGGGGAAUAUAACUUGGCUGUUAAUGAAUCGUUUGAGCAGCGUCGUGGAGUUAAAAGCAUCACCGUACAUGAACACUACAAGUCCAUGUGGUUUGAAGGAAUCACCGACACUCCGCCAAUGUUUGAUAUAGCUCUAAUUGAGCUGGAUCGGCCCGUCGUGUUCAACUUCCACGUUCAGCCUAUCUGCAUCAUGCGUCCAAACAUCUCCUUCAAAUGGAACACCGCGUGCUUCAUCUCGGGGUGGGGCCACACUAGAUGGAACGGCUCCCAGCCCAACGUGCUCAACUUCGUGAUGGUCCCCCUCGUGUCUCAUGCUACAUGCAAUAAGCCGCUGUCUUAUAACGGUACGAUUCACGAGACGGCUCUUUGUGCCGGCUACGAGAGGGGCUUAAAGGACUCGUGUGAGUUCGACAGUGGCGGGCCACUUGCCUGUCAAAAAGGUGGACGAUAUUACGCAGUGGGACUCGUUUCCUGGGGCGAUGAAUGCGCGAGGGCGCACAAGUUCGGUGUUUACUCGCGUAUGGCCAAGCUCACGCCUUGGAUGGUAAGUAAAAUCGCCGAGAAGGAGAUGGCCACCAAGAAGGCUGUAAGAAAGGGCUAGCCACAGCCAAACACAUCAAGAAUUAUUCAGAAAGUUAUUAUGUACCCCUAAAUAGUUCAUCACCAAGAUCAACGAAAAUACUGAUUGAAAAUCUUAACGGUCGUUAAUAUCACUGCACGGCCACCCAAGAUAUUUCUUCAACGUUCAAACUACUUUUACGUCAAUCAAAUGUGUUGACUUGCAACCGACUCUUACGCAAGUAGUUUUUUUUUUUGGUAUUUUUUACGUAUUUUUUGCUAGCAUAGAGUCGACAUUUUGAUUCCAACAAAGCAUUCUCUAUUCUAGACAAAAUAAAGGAUGAACAUGUGUAGGACGUCAACACUUAACGGAAGAGCACUUGGAAGCUGAUUCAGACAGCACAAUUUAGUCGUAUGCGACCUGCCUACGACAUGUCUUAGCCCUGAAUUACAUAACUGCGACUUUUGUAGUCGAACAUCUUAGCGGAGUCGUAAGCUGAUUUACACUCUACGACUCGAGUUGUAGAGGUGUUGCGGGCCAUUCGCGUACGACUAAAUCGCGCUGUCUUAUUCAGCCUUAAGUCUUAACGGUUCGCUGUGAGUGCGGCGAAGCACAUGGAGUUUAUCUUAUAAUAGCCCCGUGCAUUAGACACGCGCAAAAUUGGACCAUUUGUAUAAAUAGUCGCCAAAUUAUCAGAGACGAGGGUGUCUAAAAUAACUCAAAUUGUCUAUAUAUACAAAUCUGUUUCGUAGACCUACGUUGCCGUAAGUCCACUCCUCCAUAUAUGACAGAAUCCCACUAAUCCCUCGCUCAUAUAUAGACCAAUACAUCGAAACAAUUUUAUAUUAGCAUUGAACAAUAAUGACUUUAUAUUAACUUGGAAUAUUUUUUAUACAUGUGUAAAUUCAAACAAA
This is a messenger RNA of Nematostella vectensis (starlet sea anemone), 2173 nucleotides long. RefSeq names its product coagulation factor IX. Lineage: Eukaryota; Metazoa; Cnidaria; Anthozoa; Actiniaria; Edwardsiidae. Bases 105 to 1301 code for a protein of 398 amino acids. The transcript has 8 exons. The record is from RefSeq and is a predicted model, not a curated record. Gene Ontology annotation, biological process: proteolysis. Gene Ontology annotation, molecular function: serine-type endopeptidase activity.